Molecule: messenger RNA, 1477 nt
Organism: Medioppia subpectinata
Lineage: Eukaryota; Metazoa; Arthropoda; Arachnida; Sarcoptiformes; Oppiidae
Source: the annotation of a GenBank genome assembly
AUGUAUAGCACUCGACUUGUGUGUUUGGACGGAACCACUCUUCCGUAUGCGGUAUGUGUCAGAUGUCUGAAAGCUGUGAGCUAUAAGGCGAGGGAAGGGACGGGAGGUCUUCAUCGUCAUCCCUGUUCCAAGCAAUCGAUUGCCGCCGCCAUCGCCGCUGGCAUUCCCUUCAACACAUCCACUAACCGAUCGGCAAAAGCCUCUAAAUUGAAGUCAAAUGCUGGCAAUAGCAACAAAAGUGUUGUUUCCAUAACUCCUUCCACGUCUUCGUCGUCUUCCGCAACGAUUCCUAACAAACAGAACGCAAACUUUGCUUUCAAUUCAAUGGUUGCCAUUGAAAUUGUUAACAAUUUAGUUAAAAAUAGUCGUCAUUUGGCACAGGAUUUGAUGGGAAAUGCGUUAUCACAACACUCUCUAGAAUCGCACAAUCAAUUAAGUGAUGUGCAGAACAAUGAGAUCGUUAUUCGCACAGAAUUGGCAUCACUUAAGACACAACUCAAUGAUAUGACAGCAAAGAGAACACAAUUAGAGUGCGAUCUGAAGAGCACUCAAAAUGAAUUACACGAAAGAAACGAAUCCAUUAAAAAACUGAACCGAAAGUGUCUUCUAUUCGCUAAAGAAAAAGACAGUUAUAAACAACUCAUCACUUCUUAUGAACACGACGUGACUCUCGAUUGGAACAAAGUAUCCAAAGACAGGAUUUCCAGCUUAGAGUCCAUUGUCGAUGAAUAUCGCCAUUUUGUGGAACAGUUAGAAACAGAGAUUAAAUCACUGAAGAAUGGGGAGGAAUCGGAAGAAUGUCACCACAAGAUGAAGGCAUUAGAGAAUAGUUUUAAUGAAAUAAAAGCCAUGAAAGACAAAGAGGUGGAGAUUGUGGAGUCGAUGGACACUUCGCCCGACGCGUGCACAACAGUCACGCCUACUGUUUAUCGUGUCAUUCAUUUCAAUCAAAACCCAAUCGCAGUAAACGUUGAGAAACAUAACGAAGAAUUCAAACGACUCGUGGAUGAGAACCAAAAACUGUUGAAUAGAAUCGUAUCGUUAGAGUCGGGAUCGGAAGCAGACGUCAGCAAAAGACUCGAAGAAGGCGUCAAAAAUAGUCAAGAAUUGGAAAAACUGCAGAAAAAGUUGAGUUCCGCUGAAAAGAGUCAGCAAAAGAUUAUCGACGCCUUUAAGCGGACGAGUAAAGAGUUCCGAGAAGUUUGCUAUCGUUUAACGGGUUUUCGAAUCGAUCUAUUGAAGCAAAACACAUACCGUUUGGCUCACAUGUACGCCGAUUCUGCCGACGAUGUGUUGUUGUUUGAAUGCGAUUCCGACCGAACCAUCAAAAUGCUUGAAAAUCAGUACUCAAACAAACUUCAAGAUUCUGUGCAGACAUAUCUCACAACACACGACAGUUUCCCAGCAUUUCUCGCUUCCCUUACACUCGAACUCUUCCACAAACAAACAAUUGUCUCAUGAAUUGGUUGACAGAAAU